GGGAAAAUUUGCCCAAUAUGAUGUCCUGUGGCCGUAGACUUGUGACCUUUGCGUCGGUCCGCCCGCGCUUCGUUGUCCGCGCCUACUCCUCAACCGUGCCCCGUCUGAACGAGAACCCUAUCCAAGUCAACGACCCGACCCCGCGGAAGCCCGCCCCGAACGUCUCCGCAACCAAUGCUGUGCCUACCGAGGAGUUUGGACGUCAGCGUAACGACGGUACUCUCCAGGAGGCCCCCGAGGUUGGCGAGCGCAUCCGGAGCACGCAGGCCCCCAACCGCGCUACCACCUGGGCCGCCAGCCAGCAGCCGCGUGAGAAGGCCAUGGUUGGACCUCGCUUUGAGCAGACAAUUAUGGAGACCCAGCCGCAACCAUAUGCCGCUAUCGAGCUCAUUCACAGACAACCCGUCCGCUGGACAAAGUCCAAGGUUGUCAGCUGUGAUGGUGGCGGUGGUCCUCUCGGCCACCCCAAGGUCUUCAUCAACACCGACAAGCCCGAGAUCGCUACCUGCGGAUACUGCGGUAUUCCCUUCGCCCAGGAACAGCACCGCGCUUACUUGAAGUCCCUGCCCACCACCAGCUACCCCCUCGAGCCCACCGGUGACGCCGCCGAGGUCAACGAGUCUCAGCGUGUGACAGAGGGUGGCUUGGAGCAGCGAUAGACGGCUAGCAUGAGAUUUCCUUUUAUCGGCGUUGCACAAUUUGCGUUUUUCAGUUUGUUUUGGGCCUGAGGCCGUGUACAGAAUAUCGAUGAAUGGAUGCACUGCCCUUCGAUCGUGUGUGAAUGAUGGUAUUGUCCUCAAAAUGUGUGUACUACUUCGACUACCGUAUGAUGAUCUCAUAUAAUCUGGGUCAUUUGUCGACUCCCUCGC
This is a messenger RNA of Penicillium hordei, 869 nucleotides long. Its product is annotated as zinc-finger domain-containing protein. The record is from RefSeq and is a predicted model, not a curated record. The coding region runs from base 18 to 659 and encodes 213 amino acids. Gene Ontology annotation, biological process: mitochondrial electron transport, NADH to ubiquinone. NCBI's taxonomy places the organism in Eukaryota, Fungi, Ascomycota, Eurotiomycetes, Eurotiales, Aspergillaceae. The transcript is spliced from 3 exons.